Messenger RNA from Callithrix jacchus (white-tufted-ear marmoset), 1699 nucleotides. RefSeq names its product cilia and flagella associated protein 300 (gene CFAP300). Lineage: Eukaryota; Metazoa; Chordata; Mammalia; Primates; Cebidae. The record is from RefSeq and is a predicted model, not a curated record.
CCCAACGGCCGCCGCGUCUCUAUGGAAACAAGCCCUGCUUCCACGCAGCGGAGGGCACGAUGGCUGCUGGGGAGUUCGGGGACUUGGGCGGCUACUAUUUCAGGUUUCUGCCUCAGAAAACCUUCCAGUCUCUGAGCUCUCAGGAGAUCACCAGCCGGCUCCGCCAGUGGUCCAUGCUGGGCAGAAUCAAGGCGCAGGCGUUCAGCUUUGACCAGACAUUUCAGGCCUAUCGGAAGGAUGAUUUUGUUAUGGCUUUUUUCAAAGACCCAAAUGUUAUUCCCAAUUUGAAGUUACUUUCAGAUUCUUCUGGACAAUGGAUUACAUUAGGAACUGAAGUGAAAAAAAUUGAAGCUAUAAAUGUUCCUUGCACACAGCUUUCAAUGUCAUUUUUUCAUCGGUUAUAUGAUGAAGAUAUUGUACGAGACAAUGGACAUAUUGUUAAAUGUUUAGAUUCUUUUUGUGAUCCAUUUCUCAUUUCUGAUGAGUUACGAAGAGUUUUGCUAGUGGAAGACUCAGAAAAAUAUGAAGUAUUUGGCCAACCAGAUAGAGAAGAGUUCUUGUUUUGUCUUUUCAAACACCUUUGCCUUGGUGGAGCCCUUUGUCAAUAUGAGGAUGUGAUUAACCCAUAUCUGGAAACAACAAAGCUUAUCUAUAAGGAUCUGGUGAGUGUUCGAAAGAAUCCUCAAACCAAGAAAAUACAAAUUACCUCUUUUGUCUUUAAAGUUUCAGCCUAUGAUUCUGCUGGUAUGUGCUAUCCUUCAACAAAGAAUCAUGAACAGACAUUUUCUUACUUUACCGUGGAUCCUAUCAAGCGUCACCUUCAUGUUUUAUAUCACUGUUAUGGUGUAGGAGACAUGUCUUAAUGCUCUUUCAGAUGAUGUACAUCUAUUUUUAUUUAUCAUUUUUGUAUUUUAAUACUAACUUAUAAACAUUUACUUUGCAAAUUAAUUCAAUAAAAAUAUAAAGAGCUUACUUAGAGUGGAGGAAGGCAAACACCAAGAUGCCUUUUUGAAAAAUUUGUGUGGAAUACUAACCAGGGAUCAAAUGUCAUCCCUAAUGAAAUCUACACCAAAAAAAUUGUGGAAUUUUUGCCAAAAGUUACAAGGAAUUAGAAGUCUAAUUCAUAUUUGUUGCAUUUUGAUCCAAGUGACUCCUCAAUUUUUCAUGUAUUUUAAUUUAUAAGCUAAUUAAUUCUGGAUUGAAAAUGUAGCAGAAGGCUGGGCGUGGUGGCUCACGCCUGUAAUCCCAGCACUUUGGAAGGCCGAGGCAAGCGGAUCACAAGGUCAGGAGUUCGAGACCAGCCUACCUAAUGUAGUGAAACCCUGUCUCUACUAAAAAUACAAAAAUUAGCUGGGCAUGGUGGCACAAACUUGUAGUCCCAGCUACUCAGGAGCCUGAGGCAGGAGAAUUGCUUGAAUCUGGCGUUGGAGUGAGCCAAGAUCGCACCACUGCACUCUAUACUGGGUGACAGAGCAAGACUCGGUCAAAAAAAAAAAAAAAAGAAAAGAAAAAUGUAGCAGAAAACUAAACAUUUCUACCACUGAUCAUUAAUAUGAAUUGUUAGUUUAUUUAACUUGUUUGAUUUAAUUGCAUUUCUCCAUUGCAGAAGCCUUUACAUCUCUAAAGCUAGGAAAAGCAUAACAGUGUUUUUGUUUCAUUUGUUUCACUUAAAAGCCUCAAUAAAAAGAAAGUUCUGAAA